Plectropomus leopardus (leopard coralgrouper) is the source of this 1563-nucleotide messenger RNA. RefSeq names its product interferon regulatory factor 1b (gene irf1b). Gene Ontology annotation, biological process: regulation of transcription by RNA polymerase II; immune system process. Lineage: Eukaryota; Metazoa; Chordata; Actinopteri; Perciformes; Serranidae. The record is from RefSeq and is a predicted model, not a curated record. Gene Ontology annotation, cellular component: nucleus. Gene Ontology annotation, molecular function: RNA polymerase II cis-regulatory region sequence-specific DNA binding; DNA-binding transcription factor activity, RNA polymerase II-specific.
GAUCAAGACAGAUCUCCAAGUGGAUAACACACUAAGAGCAGAAGAAGCUUCUCUGGGAGCAAACUUCAACCAAUCGGAUUAAUUUUGUGCAUUUUCUUCUUACGGCUCAUACACGAAGCAAAGUCUGCAAACAUGCCUGUGUCAAGGAUGAGGAUGAGGCCAUGGCUGGAAAAGAUGAUCGAGUCAAACGCCGUCGCUGGUCUGACUUGGCUGGACAAGGAAAAGACAAUGUUUUCAAUUCCCUGGAAGCAUGCGGCUCGACACGGCUGGGAGCUGGACAAGGACGCAAGUCUGUUCAAGCGGUGGGCCAUCCACACAGGGAAAUACGUGGAAGGUCAGACUUGUGACCCAAAGACAUGGAAAGCCAACUUCCGCUGUGCAAUGAAUUCACUGCCUGACAUCGAGGAGGUGAAAGACAGGAGCAUCAACAAAGGCCACCAAGCUGUUCGCGUCUUCAGGAUGCUGCCUACAAGCCCAAAAUCAAGAGAUAAACGAAGCAAAGCAAAGGAGACAAAGGCAAGGAAGAAGAGCUCCAUCAAGGUGGAGGACAACGUAGACUGCAGUAGCGCUCAGUCUCCCGUGGAUGAGUCAGUGUCGGAGGACACCUUUUCCACUCAGGAGAACACAGUCGACAGCACAGUGCCCACAGAGCAUCCAGAUUUAACAUUUGUGUCGCAGUCUGAAGUACCUGACUGGUCUUUGUCAAUUGAAAUCGGCCCCGAGAGCUUCUGCCACAGAUUCGAAGUUUCACCUGAUCACAGCCCCGAUUUUGACUACACAGAGGACAUUAUCCAGAUUUGCCAGCAACUGGAGAAAGAGUCAAACUGGAUGUCGUGCAGUUUAGACGGCAAGGGGUUCCUGAGCAAUGAAGCAUGCACCAGUCCAGGGAGCCAGUGGAGUGAAUCUUCCUCAGUCGAAGACCUAGAGGAAAUGCCACAGUACACAACAUUGGGCUCAGACCUCACAAAUCCCACAGACGACAUGUGGAACAAUUUUUGUCAACAGAUGCCCCUCCUGCUUUAGGAUCUUCAGGACAGGAUAAUGCUUUGACACUUUUGGACUUUUAAAAAAGCUCAUCCUACCCAGCAUCCUUCCCUUACUGAGCCAUCACCUCAGUCGAAUCUUAUCAUCCCUCCAGUCCAUGAUGUCCAUCACACUCUAAGCUAACACCCACCCCUCCCCACAACUUCCACCCGUGUGCCGUGACUAUCGCAGAGAGCUUUCUUCAUCUCCCUCAGCCUGUGUCUAUCUUCUAUGUUAUUGGCUGGUUCAAGGCAUUUUGGAUACAUAUGAGGUAGACAAUACUUACCUCAAAAUGCAGAUGCUUGUAUUUACUUUCUAGUUGUUGUAUAAAGUCAAAUAUACAAUAAUAUCUAUUUUUCCGUUAUGUGAAAAAUACAUUUUAGUUAAAGGGAUGAGAAAGCAUUUGGAUAAACAUCUUAACUUCAGGUGAAAGCUCUUUUUCAAAAUUUUACUUUUUUUUUUGCUCAAAUGAAUUGUAAACUAAUGUACAUAGUUGUUUGUGUGUUGUUUUUUAUAUAAAAAUAAAAAUCUAAAUGUGAA